GACGUCACGUAAACAAAAGGUGCAUCGUCUGCUAGCAGUGAUUCUCGGACCCUCUCUCUCUCGCUUCCUCCUUCCUUUAUCACUCAUUAUCCCAUCUCCUGUGACGACCGACGGGAGAGAAAAGACCAGAAUUCUUAAAGAUGGGGAUGUCACGGAUAUUACAGGGGAUUAUGAGGUACAGGGAGACCCACAGAGCGGGAAUGGUGAAGCAAUUUAAGGUUGUUCGUGAUGAUCCCCAUCCAAAAGCAGUAUUUUUCUCCUGCAUGGACAGCAGAAUGUUGCCAACAAGGUUUACGCAAACAAAUGUUGGAGACAUGUUUAUUGUAAGAAAUGCAGGGAAUCUGGUACCUCAUGCAAACCUCUGCGGCCAUGAAGAAAUCACAACUGAACCAGCAGCAUUAGAAUUAGGUUGCAUUAUCAAUGGCAUUCGUCACGUUAUUGUGUGUGGCCACUCUGAUUGCAAGGCAAUGAAUAUGCUUCAUCUCCUUCGCAACACUGACAGACUGCACCAUGAAAUUAUCAGGUUAUCUCCCCUCAAGGCAUGGUUAGUGCGACAUGGAAGCUCCUCGUUGGCUAAAUUUGCACAGCUUGAGGUGGCAAAUUUUCAAGCUCCUCUCAUCUUUCAGGCUGAAACCCCAAUGCGAAGAUUUGUCGCCUACAUAGACCCAGAAAAUCACUUUUCCGAUGAGGACAAACUCUCACAAGUGAACACCCUACAACAGCUCCAGAACAUCGCCAGUUACAACUUCAUGCGCGAGGGACUACUCAGAGGCAAGGUCUACAUUCAUGCCUUAUGGUUUGAUAUUUACACUGGCGACAUUUAUUACUUUAGUCGACAGCAAAAGAUGUUCGUGGACGUCAAUGAAGGUAACAUAGAGAAGCUCCUAGAAGAAGUUUCAAAAUAUUACACAUAAUUCUUAUAGCUAUGAUAUAUAUACUUUUUUUUAAAGGUGAGUAGUAGGUCAUGGACCAGGAUCAAUGCAGAAAGAGAAUUCCAUAGCUAUUUUUGUAGUUGUUUUUACUAUUUUUCAUCAAGCAAACAAAACAUUUUUACAAUAUUGCUUGUACAGUUUCUGCCAUUCCACUCCCCUUUUAUUAACAUUUAUUUCAAACCUUUUGCUUUGGAAGUUCA
Penaeus monodon (black tiger shrimp) is the source of this 1132-nucleotide messenger RNA. It is a transcript of the gene CAHbeta, whose product is annotated as beta carbonic anhydrase 1-like. The transcript is spliced from 5 exons. The record is from RefSeq and is a predicted model, not a curated record. Gene Ontology annotation, molecular function: carbonate dehydratase activity; zinc ion binding. Lineage: Eukaryota; Metazoa; Arthropoda; Malacostraca; Decapoda; Penaeidae. Bases 141 to 914 code for a protein of 257 amino acids.